UACCGAUCGAACCAGUGCCAGAUAACUUAUUAAUAUAGAAAAUGCAUUUGAAAAACAUGAUGCGUCUAAUCUUUGUAAUGUCGGCCGUUUUGGUGGUUGCAUUCGCCGAGGAAGAGAUGUACUCGUCGAAAUAUGAUGAUAUCGACAUCGAAGAAAUUCUAGCGAAUACGAAGCUCAGAGAACAGUAUUUGAAAUGCUAUUUGGAAACAGGGCCCUGUGUUACGGCAGACGCAAAAUACUUCAAAGACCGAUUUCCUGAAGCUUUUGUGACAAAAUGCAAAAAGUGCACACCGAAGCAAGUAAUAUUUUUCGACAAAAUUUCAGAAUGGUUCACGGAAAAUGAACCAGAGAUGUGGAAAGCUGUCAUUGAAAAAGCAGUUCAAAAUGUUCAGAAUAAAGGGGGUGAACGGUAAUAGUCGUAUUCGUACAUUUUAAGAUAAAUAAUGGCGUGAAAAAUGUAAUCGUACAACCUUCAAUUUUAUGAUUAACUUUGAAGUAGUGAAACCAAAUUAUAUCAACUGUUUACACUUAUGUAAUUUUAUUGAAUAAUAAUAGUUACUAAUUACCAAAAUUCACAAAAAAUUUCUUAUACUUUUCGCCGGUCAUUUUAACAUGGGUGAAACUGUAGAAAAGCUACCUAUCUUCCGAUUUGGAUGAUUUUUGGAUAUGUUGUAAAACUCGACAUUUUGAACAAAUUUUUCCGAUACAUAUAAUGGGGGAAGUUGCUUAGUUUCCGAGAUAUUCACGACAAAGUGCCGAUACUAGUGCAUUGAAUUAGCUUCGCUAAGCUUAACCUUAACUUUCAUUUAUUUGAUUGAUUCAGAAUAAGGAUUCAUUCUUAUUUAACAGAGGUAGUAACGUAA
Messenger RNA from Dufourea novaeangliae, 863 nucleotides. RefSeq names its product ejaculatory bulb-specific protein 3-like. NCBI's taxonomy places the organism in Eukaryota, Metazoa, Arthropoda, Insecta, Hymenoptera, Halictidae. The coding region runs from base 42 to 413 and encodes 123 amino acids. The record is from RefSeq and is a predicted model, not a curated record. The transcript is spliced from 3 exons.